AUGGUUAUGAAACUUGUAGUUUUAGGACAUUCAUUUGUCAGUAGAUUGGAAGACUUUGUGAAUAGUUCUCCUGAUAACCGUGUGACAAAAAAUUUGAACUUAAGUUUGGAGGAAAUUCAUGUUUCAUAUGCAGGAUUUCGGGGAGCGACAUUGUCAAAGGUUAGGGCGCAAGGUCUGCGUUACGUAAGGCUCUUUCAUCCAGAUGUGGUGGUAUUGCAAGCCGUAUCAAAUGACCUCUGUGAUCCUACUAAAUCAGUAUCAGAUGUCUUCAAACAAUUGAUUGACUUUGUUAUAUCCCUUCGUUAUGCAGAAUCAGUGAAACAUGAUGUAAUUCUACAAACUUUACACAGAAGACCCCCCAGUUACCGCAUACGUUAUGAAGUGGAUACUCAGUGGUUCAAUGAAAGAGUGGAUGAACUUAAUAUGAGAAUAUCAUCCUAUUUAUGUAAUGUGGAAGGAUCAAAAUUUUUCCGCUUAUCAGGUUUCUGGUCCUCUACAAGUCAGGACAUGGUGUUUUCUCAAGAUGGUGUACACCUGAAUUUGCAAGGAAUGAAGAAGUAUUAUAAUAAUUUGCGAGCAGUAGUAGUUUCUACACUUAAAACCAUAACAAAUGAUGAGCGAACCCAAAAUGCCAAACGCCAACCAAGAGGGAGGCGAACUCAGGUCAUUCCAGCAGCAGCAGGGUCUGCAGAGCAGGCUGCACAACAGACUGUGCAACAGACCGCACAGGACCAGCUGGUGGCAGCAGUAACGGACAAGGUCCUAGAAGCGAUCAGAAAUGAAUCCAAUCAGGAGUCCCAACAGAUGGUAGAAACUGAGGAUAGGGGAAGGAAAAAGCACAAAGAGCCAAAGAAAAAGAGAAAAAGAAUAUCUUCACCUCCUAGAUCACCUUCCAUUGCAGGUAGAGAAAUUCAAGGAAUUAGCACCUUACAUGGACAAGUUCCCAGCCAACAUCCCUCAGGAGUACCUACACAUUUAGUAAAUUCGACAUCAAAACUGCUUGAUGCUGCAAUGUCAAAAAAUACCCAGGUGUCAUAUGAGGUAGCUUUAAAUGCUUAUCGUAAAUUCUUCCGGACAAAUUUCAGUACAAGUCCAACAUUUCCAUCUCAGUUAAAUCACAUUAUGUCUUUUAUAGCAUGGUUAUAUCAACAUAAAAAAUCUUACAACACAAUAAAUACCUAUGUUGCAGGUAUUUCUUAUUAUCACAAAAUACAUGGUCUCUCUGACCCAACUCAGUUUUUUGUCAUUAAGAAGCUUCUCAAAGGAGCUCAGCACUUAUCCAAUGCUCCAGAUAUCCGUUUACCAAUAACACCUCAUAUUCUUUUCAAGCUAGUCCAUGCGCUUAAACACACAGUGGCUGGAAAGUUUAGCAGACGCCUUCUGACAGGCAUGUUUACACUCUGUUUCUUUGCAUUCCUGAGAGUAGGUGAAGUAACUGUGAAAUCUUUAAAAAAUUCAAGUAGAAAUCUUGUUCAUCUAAAAAAUUUAUCAUUUGACCCAGUACGAGGAAGACCUAAAUCUAUGACAUUAACACUCAGACAUUUCAAACAUCAUGACUCAGGUAGACCUGUGUCCUUGCAAAUAGCAGCUCAGACUUGUAAAAAUAUAUGUCCAGUAAUAGCUAUGCAAAAGUACUUAUCAGUCAGAAGUAAAUGUCAGGGCCCUUUAUUCAGUUUUGAUGGUCAAAAACCAAUUAAUCAGGCUUACUUUACAAAUGAACUAAAAAAUGCAUUAUCAUUUGUUGGUCUUGACACAACUAAGUACAAAUCACAUAGUUUUCGUAUAGGAGCAGCGUCUUAUGCUUUUCAGUGCAAAAUUCCCGGGGAUAAAAUUCGUUUAAUGGGUCGCUGGAACUCCAGUGCUAUUAGGCGAUAUUUUAGGAUACCAGUUUUUGAUACAGUGGAAAUUUCACCUCUUAAUCUUGUUUGAUUUACAUUUUAGACAGUUUACAUUCAGACUUUGCACAAUUGGCUAUUGCUUUAUAAUUGGACUGUCUGAGGCAGCUGAUUAUGAAAUAAUGUUGUAUUCUCUAGUCAGACUGUCUGAGGCAGCUGCUAGGUGAGCAAUUUUUCAAGGUGGCCAUUACCCAGUACUCAUAGUUUUUUAACAUUACAUGUUUACAAAUGACUGUCUGAGGCGGCAUUUGUGAUUACGUCAAGUUUGAUAGUUUUUUAAAUUUAACUAUGACUUCUAGGUAACAUUACAUGUUUGCAAAUGACUGUCUGAGGCGGCAUUUGUGAAUAUAACAAGUUUUUAUUGUUUUUGAUUUUAAGUAUUAAACCCUAGUCAUGUUUGUUUAAUGACAUGUAAUUAUAUGCACAAGAUAUUUCUUGUAGAUUAUUGUAGGUCAUGGUUAAAGAAGCUAUAAUAGAAAACUCUUAUUUUUUAAUGUUUGGGUUUUCAUUUUAGAUAUGAGUGUGAUAUGUAUAUAUAGCUGACUUGGUGCUUCCUAAUUUUACAUAACUGUGGUAUAUAUACUUCCAAAAAUACAUGUUGAUUUGUUUUUCGAAACUUGUGAUCAAAUUAAAACAGAGUUGUGGGUUUAAUCAUGUUAAUUGUGCACAUUUGUUAUAGAAUAGAUGUAAACAAACAUGAGUAAGUAGUUCUUAUUCAAUGUUAUUAUACUUUCAUGUUAAAUACUAAAAUCUGAUUGGUUUAUAAGCAUUUAACAAUCCGUAAUGUUACCCUCAGCGUUAGCAACACACUUGACAACGGGUAACAUUACGAAAAUAUCACAUGCGUUCAAAUCAUGCGCGUACGGUUCACCGUAGAAUUCUCAAAACGUCGGUUGUGCGUUUGAAAGAAGCCAAAUAAACGACGUCAAUUAAAGCUUGCGUCCGAUGUAGCUUACUUGAAACAACAAACGACAGACGAAACAUCCUUGCGAGUGCAAACUUUAGAUGAUAAAGGACUUUUUGAGUAGCAAACAAACAAUAAAGAGGUUGGUAAAUCUUUUCCGAAGCUUUCUUAUUGAGAAAAUAGAAGCGGGGAGUUUGAAAGCUUUCUAAGCGUGAACUUAACGACGAUCUCCGAAAUUUUUUUUAUGACAUCCGAAAUCAAUAAGACAUUCAGUAUAAUAAAAUAAAUAGUGCACGUUUUUGAGGGUAACAGUUGAAAUUGACACCCCUCGGAAAACCAUUGUCAACCUCCGCUGACGCGUCGGUUGACAAUGGUUUUCCUUGGGGUGUCAAUUUCAACUGUUACCCUCAAAAACGUGCACUAUUUAUAUAAUAGCAUAUUUCCUGUUUGGAAAGUACAUAUGUUACUCUGUGGGACUUGAUUACCUUUCUUCCCAUUCGUCUCCUCUGGAUGGGCCACUUGUUGCCAAUUUGACAACAAGUUCAUGGCGUUUUUUAUAAGGAUUAGUCCCAUCUUUUUUGCCAUAACUAGUCCAAUGGGCAAUACUUAUUGUACAUUUGUUAUUUCUAUGUCAGUAUUUGUACGGUGUAUAUCUUAGGCACAUUUAUCUUUGUGUACAUGUAAUGAGAUAUAUUUUACAUGAGAUUUACUGUCCUAUUUUGUGCCUUAGAAUUUUUACGAGUAUCAUAUGUACUUCUAAGAUUGGGAAACAUUUUUGGCAUUUUCAAUAAUAAAUGCUCUUUUUCGACAAA
This is a messenger RNA of Saccostrea echinata, 3611 nucleotides long. RefSeq lists its product as uncharacterized. The transcript is spliced from 3 exons. The record is from RefSeq and is a predicted model, not a curated record. Gene Ontology annotation, molecular function: hydrolase activity, acting on ester bonds; DNA binding. NCBI's taxonomy places the organism in Eukaryota, Metazoa, Mollusca, Bivalvia, Ostreida, Ostreidae. The coding region runs from base 1 to 1929 and encodes 642 amino acids. Gene Ontology annotation, biological process: DNA integration; DNA recombination.